Glossina fuscipes is the source of this 1724-nucleotide messenger RNA. RefSeq names its product xaa-Pro dipeptidase (gene Dip-C). Gene Ontology annotation, molecular function: metalloaminopeptidase activity; manganese ion binding. The transcript has a single exon. Lineage: Eukaryota; Metazoa; Arthropoda; Insecta; Diptera; Glossinidae. The record is from RefSeq and is a predicted model, not a curated record. The coding region runs from base 166 to 1617 and encodes 483 amino acids.
CGGUGCGAUAAUUCACGCAAACAAAUACACAGAUGAUUUAAAUAGCAAAGUACAUAAAUAUGCUUACACAUUCGUAAAACGCAGUAAUUAGUUAAAAGUUGUACGUCGAUUGACAACGUGGUUAAUUUAGCAAAAAGUGAGUCACUUCAAUUUUUAACGUACAUUAUGGCUACAUUUUCGAUGGGCCAACAAACUUAUGCUGUUCCAAUGGCAUUGUUUCGAAAAAAUCGUGCUAAAGUUUGCGCUGCUUUAAGAGAAAAUGCUGCCAUUGAGCGAUCAACUUAUGUCCUAAUGCAGGGCGGUCGAGAUGUUAGCUUUAAUGAUACAGAUGUUAGUUUUCUUUUCCGUCAAGAAUCUUAUUUUCAAUAUUUAUUCGGUGUUAAGGAGCCAGAUUGCUAUGGUGUUCUUAAUAUUGACACUGGCGUAGCUACAUUGUUUGUGCCGCGAUUGCCGGAAUUUUAUGCAACCUGGAUGGGUCGAAUAAUAAGUUUGGAUGAAUUUAAGGCUAUGUACGAAGUAGAUGAAGCACGCUACGUCGACGAAUUGGAUGUAUUUUUUGAAAAAGCAGGCCCCAAAUUAAUUCUAACAUUAAGUGGUCUAAAUACGGAUAGUGGUUUGAGUUCGAAACCAGCCCAUUUUGAAGGAAUUGAAAAAUAUGUAGUUAAUUGCGAUUUGCUGCACCCUAUAAUAGCUGAAUGUCGUGUAAUAAAAAGUCCCGAAGAAAUUGAAAUUUUACGUUAUGUAGCCAAAGUCUCUUCCGAUGCCCAUAUUAAGGUUAUGCAAUUUAUGCGUCCAGGUCGCUGCGAAUACGAAGGCGAAUCGUUGUUUCUUCAUCAUGCUUACGCGGUGGGCGGCUGCCGUCAUACUUCAUACACAUGCAUUUGCGGCACAGGUGUCAAUUCAGCUGUACUACACUACGGGCAUGCCGGUGCACCCAACGACAGAAUCGUUAAGGAUGGUGAUAUGUGCUUAUUCGAUAUGGGGGCGAAUUAUUGUGGUUAUGCUGCUGAUAUUACUUGCAGCUUUCCGGCUAACGGUAAAUUUACCGCAGAUCAGAAAUUUAUCUAUAAUGCAGUGCUGGCUGCGCGUAAUGCGGUAUUAAAGGAGGCCCGUGACGGCGUAUCAUGGGUGGAUAUGCAUCGUUUAUCCUGUCGCGUUAUGCUACAGCAGCUCAAGGAUGGUGGCAUGUUGAAGGGUGAUGUUGAGGAAAUGUUAUCGGCUGGCUUGCCAGGUAUCUUUCAACCACAUGGUUUAGGUCAUUUAAUUGGGUUAGAUGUUCACGACGUAGGGGGCUAUUUAGAGGGUCAACCACCGCGCCCAACAGAGGAUUGGCUGAAGAAUUUGCGUUUUGCUCGCAUACUCAAAGCAGGCAUGUAUGUGACUGUCGAACCUGGCUGCUAUUUUAUAAAUAUCCUUAUGGAUCGUGCCCUCGCUGAUAAUAGUUUAAAUGAAUUCAUUAAUAAGCCUGUGUUUGAACGGUUUCGCAAUUUUGGUGGCGUACGCAUCGAAGACGAUGUUUUAAUUACGCAAAACGGUUGCGAAAACUUUGCUAUAGUUCCACGUACCGUUCAAGAAAUUGAAAAAUGCAUGGAUCAAAAGCGUAAUUGGAAGAAUUAAGGUUUUUGCUCCAUAAUGCAAACAUUGGUAUUGGUAUUGAUAAUACAAAGAAUGGCUGAAUGCUAAUUUCGAAAAAUUAGUUACAAAAAAAAAAAAAAAAAAAAAAA